AUGCACAUCGUGGUCACCCUCCUCGCCCAGCUCAUCCUCUCUUUCGCUUGGGCCGCCGCCGCAGCGCCAGACGGGUCGCCCCUGGGCGGCUACGCACCCGCCCACGUCUCGUGCCCCAACUCCACCCUCCUCCGUGAAGGCAGCCUGAUCUCCGAGGCCGAAAAAGACUGGAUCGCCCUGCGUGCCGAGAUCGCCGACGCCGCCCUCGCCGACUUCCUCGACGAGCACCUCCCGGGCGCCAACGGCUCCUGCCGCCUCGCCACCGCCUUCUCUGGCGGCGGCUACCGUGCCAUGUUUGUAGGAGCAGGCGAACUUGCCGCCAUUGACUCACGUUCCGAAGGCACGCUGCCGCUCAAGGGCCUCCUCCAGGCGAGCUCCUACAUCGCAGGGCUCCUGGGCGGGCUGUGGCUUCUCAGUCUGGUGGCGCUUCAGGGGUGGCCUCAGGUUGAGAACAUCGUGGACAGUGGGCUCUGGAACGCCACAAGCCAAAACUCGUUGAUCGACACGUCGGACUUCUUGGGGCUCGCGUGGGCCGUCGUCACGGCAAACUACAACCGCUUGUUGACGCACGUGCGCCACUGGGAAAAGAGUGGAAAAGGGAUCGGUGAGGAAAUCAAGGCGAAGGAAUCCGCGGGCUUUUAUACUUCGCUUACCGAUGUGUGGGGUCGCGGUCUUGCACACCAGUUUUUUCCCCUGCAGAACAACUACUAUGCUCCAGCACUCUGGCUGGAUUUGGCUGAGGCUGAUUUUUUUAAAAACCACCUGAUGCCGUUUCCGUUGGUGACGGCGUUGGCCAGAAGGCCCGACUCGCUCGUGUACGAUUUGAACCUGCCGGUAGUGGAAUUCAAUCCCCUUGAAAUGGGCUCCUUCGAUACCUCCAUCAACUCUUUUUUUCCCACGCGGUACUUGGGCACUGAAGUCGAUAACGGUAAAGUUUCUGGAAAUUGCACUCGGGGCUUUGAUAAUGCCGCUUUUGUGUACGGAACGUCGUCGUCGUUGUUCAACCAGUUUUUGAACACCCUAGUUUGUCCAGACUGUGAUCAGCUUCCGGGUCUCAUCAAGUGGUUUGUGCGGAACCUCCUCAACAGAAUGUCCCGCCAGAAAGAGGAUAUCGCCAUUUACAAUCCAAACCCGUUUUUCGGAUCGGAGCACGCGGCGUCGCUGAAUGUAUCGACCAGUGAAUCGCUUUUCCUUAUGGACGGUGGAAUUGGUGGUGAAUACCUCCCUCUUUCCUCCUUGAUGAACACCCACCGUGAGGUGGAUACCGUUUUGGCGUUCGAUAAUAACCCCGGCGGAUGGCCGGAUGGGUCCUCCUUGGUCAACGCGUUCCGCCGUUCGCAGACCUACGAAGGUCGAUCAACAAUUUGUCCCUGGGUCCCCGGUGAAGACACCUUUUUGGCUCACAACUUCACCGCUCGUCCUGUUUUCUUUGGAUGCGACGCUAAAAACCAGACGGACCUCGUCAAAGACGACGUGGUGCCGCCGCUCGUGAUCUACCUCGCCAACCGUCCGUUUGAGUUCUUUUCCAACCAGAGCACGCUUCAGUUGGCGUGGCCUGAUGACAAGAAAAAGGCGACCAUCCAGAACGGUUACGAUAUCGCUUCUCAGAUGAAUGGUACUGUGGAUGCUUCCUGGGGCACGUGUGUGGCUUGUGCGUUGGUCAGAAGAGACCAGGAGCGCCAGGGAGUCGAGCAGAGCGAGGAGUGUCAGCGUUGUUUUGAAAAGUACUGCUGGGACGGUUCUGUCUAUGAGGGUCCAACUUAUUACAGGCCUGUGAACUAUACCGUCGAUGGACUCACCAACAGUAGCAUGACGCUUUGGGGCAAUAACCUGAUUCCCGUGGAUACGAGCCUGGGUGGAGGCUUCAGUAUCUGGAGCGUGCUUCUCAGUGUUUUGAGGUCGAUCUUUUCGUGGUUUUGA
Candidozyma pseudohaemuli is the source of this 1920-nucleotide messenger RNA. RefSeq lists its product as uncharacterized. The record is from RefSeq and is a predicted model, not a curated record. Gene Ontology annotation, biological process: glycerophospholipid catabolic process. Gene Ontology annotation, molecular function: A2-type glycerophospholipase activity. The coding region runs from base 1 to 1920 and encodes 639 amino acids. Gene Ontology annotation, cellular component: extracellular region; cytosol; plasma membrane. The transcript has a single exon. NCBI's taxonomy places the organism in Eukaryota, Fungi, Ascomycota, Pichiomycetes, Serinales, Metschnikowiaceae.